GAGCCCAGACUGAAAACCAACAGGCAACAGGAAGCCAAUACAAUGAGGAUGUUCAGCAGAAACAGAACUCUUCUUCUGGAGCCUCAUCUAAGGUGAACAUCAUCCCACCAAUGCUGACAAACCCAGUAAUAACACCUUCCAACCCCGCCCACAACGGCCGCGUGUGCAGCACGUGGGGCAACUUCCACUUCAAGACCUUUGAUGGAGACAUCUUCUCCUUCCCUGGGCUCUGUAAUUACGUUUUUGCCUCCCACUGCAACACCCCCUACGAGGAUUUCAACAUCCAGGUCAGGAGGGUGGUGGUGGACAAGGCCCCCACCAUCAGCCGCAUCACCAUCAAGCUGGAGGGUGUUGCCAUCGAGCUGAGGAAGGACGUUGUCACCAUCAAUGGCAACAGAGUUCAACUGCCAUACAGCCAAUCUGGAACUACGAUAGAAGAGAGCAACAAUUAUGUGAAAGUUGCCAGCAAAAUGGGCAUCAUGUUACUGUGGAAUGAAGAUGACAGUAUCCUGCUGGAAUUAAAUGAGAAAUACUCCAAUCAGACCUGUGGACUCUGUGGGGACUUCAAUGGCUUGCCAGCUUACAAUGAGUUCUACUCCAACAAUGUUAAGAUGACAGCCUUGCAGUUUGGGAAUAUGCAGAAGAUGGAUGGGCCCACAGAGCAUUGUGAAGACUCUGCUCCUACCCUGCCAGAUAAUUGCACUGCCAGCUUUGAUGACAUAUGCCAGAAAACGCUGACCAGCUCUGCGUUUGCAGAGUGUAAUGACCUGGUGGAUGUCAGAGAGUACAUCUCAGUUUGCCAAGAUGACUUGUGCCUCUCCAAAGAGUCCAAAAACUCCUCGUGCAUCUGUGACACCAUUGCCGAGUACUCCCGGCAGUGUGCUCAUGCUGGUGGGCACCCUCUGAACUGGAGAACCUCAAAACUCUGCCCCAAGAAGUGUCCUUACAACAUGCAAUACCAGGAGUGCAGCUCGCCCUGUGCUGACACGUGCACCAACCCUGAACGCUCUCAGUUCUGUGAAGAACACUGCAUAGGUGGCUGUUUCUGCCCCCCAGGGACUGUGUUUGAUGACAUCAACAGCUCUGGCUGCAUUCCCCGGGAGCAGUGCUCCUGUGUUUACAACGGCAACACCUACGCCACGGGAGCUGCUUUUGCAGACAAGUGCCAGUCCUGUACCUGUAACGGAGGCCAGUGGAGCUGCCAGGACAAGUCCUGCCCAGGAACGUGCUCAGUAGAGGGAGGCUCACACAUCUCCACAUAUGAUAAGAAGAACUAUGAUCACCACGGAGACUGCACUUAUGUCCUUUCUAAGCACUGUACAGAUGAAACAUUCACCAUCCUGGCAGAGCUGAGGAAAUGUGGCGUGACAGACAGCGAGACGUGCUUAAAGACAGUGACCCUCAGCAUGAACAAAGGGCAAACUCUCAUCGAGGUCAAAUCUGAUGGUGGUGUGUUUGUGAACUCCAUCUACACCCAGCUGCCCUUCUCAGCAGCUAACGUCACCGUGUUCAGACCCUCGACGUUCUUCAUCAUCGUGCAGACAAACCUUGGUGUCCACCUGGAAGUCCAAAUCACACCCAUCAUGCAAGUGUUUGUGAGACUGGAUCCUGCUUUCAAGAACCAGACCUGUGGUCUGUGUGGAAACUUCAAUAAUAUCCAAACCGAUGAUUUCAAGGCCAUAAGUGGAAUAAUUGAAGGGACAGCAACAGCAUUUGCUAAUACAUGGAAAACUCAGGCUUCCUGCCCCAACGUCCAGCGCAGCUUUGAGAACCCCUGUGCACUCAGCAUCGACAACGAAAAAUACGCCGAGCACUGGUGUGGGCUGCUGACAGACAGCGAGGGACCUUUUGCUGCCUGUCACCACGCAGUGAACCCCUCUGUUCACCACACGAACUGCAUGUUUGACACCUGUAACUGUGAAAAUAGUGAGGACUGCCUCUGUGCAGCUCUGUCUUCCUACGUGAGAGCCUGUGCUGCUAGAGGAAUCCAGCUCCCUGGCUGGAGGACUGAUGUCUGCUCAAAAUACACCACCUCAUGUCCCAAAUCCCUAAGCUACAGCUACACCAUCUCCUCCUGUCCACCCACCUGCCGAUGUCCCAAAUCCCUAAGCUACAGCUACACCCCCCCCUCCUGCCCCCCCCCCUGCCGGGCUCUGAGCGAGCCUGAUGUCACCUGCAGCAUCGAGUUUGUCCCCGUGGAUGGCUGCACCUGCACAAAUGGCACCUACAUGGAUGAGAGUGGCAAAUGUGUGCCUGCUAGCCAAUGCCCCUGCUACUACAGAGGAUCUCCCAUACCCCUGGGAGAAGUCAUCCGUGAAAAUGGGCUUGUUUGUAAUUGCAUCCAGGGACAAUUGAAUUGCAUUGGAGCACCCAAUCCCACUCCAGCCUGUAAAUCUCCCAUGGUCUACUUCGACUGCAGAAACACCACGGCAGGAACAACUGGAGCAGAGUGCCAAAAAAGUUGCCAGACUCUGGACAUGCAGUGUUAUAACACACAGUGUCUGUCUGGCUGUGUGUGCCCAGCCGGCCUGGUGUCCGAUGGCAGCGGUGGCUGCAUUCCUGAAGAGGAAUGUCCAUGCAUUCACAACGAAGCCAUGUACCAGCCUGGGGAGAAGAUCAACGUUGACUGUAACACCUGUGUAUGCAAGAACAGGAAGUGGGAAUGCACCGAAAAUCAGUGUCUGGGCACUUGUGCUGUCUAUGGAGAUGGUCACUAUACCACCUUUGAUGACAAAAGGUUCAGCUUCAAUGGGAACUGUGAAUACACACUGGUCCAGGACCACUGUGGGAAGAGUGGCACAACCAAUGGCACCUUCAGGGUUAUCACUGAAAAUAUCCCCUGUGGCAACACUGGGACAACUUGCUCAAAAUCUAUCAAAGUUUUCUUAGAGAGCCAUGAACUGAUCCUUGGGGAGGAGCACAUCAGUGUUGUGAAGAGGGGACAGGAUGAGCAGGUGCCAUACACGGUCCGCACCAUGGGUACCUACCUGGUAAUUGAGACCACCAGUGGACUCAUCCUCAUGUGGAACAAGAAAACCAGCAUCUUCAUCAAGCUCAGCCCUGGCUUUAAGGGACAAAUCUGUGGCCUUUGUGGAAAUUAUGAUGGCAAUGGCAUCAACGACUUCACUACAAGGAGUCAGUCUGUGGUAGAGAACGUCCUAGAGUUUGGAAACAGCUGGAAAGUAUCCUCUACAUGUCCUGAUGCUUACAGCAUAAAGGACCCUUGUUCCACCAACCCUUACCGAAAGUCCUGGUCAGAGAAGCAGUGCAGCAUCAUCAACAGCAACGUCUUCGCAGCCUGUCACUCCCAGGUUGAGCCAGCAGGGUAUUACCAAGCGUGUGUGACAGAUGCUUGUGCCUGUGACACGGGGGGAGACUGUGAUUGCUUCUGCACAGCAGUGGCUGCCUAUGCUCAAGCCUGCAGUGAAGUUGGUGUCUGCGUAGCCUGGAGAACCCCAUCGAUCUGCCCACUGUUCUGCGACUACUACAACCAACACGGGGAAUGUGAGUGGCACUACAAGCCUUGUGGAGCACCUUGCAUGAAGACCUGUAGGAACCCAAGUGGAAAAUGCCUCCAUGACUUGCCAGGUUUAGAAGGCUGCUACCCGAGCUGCCCCCCAGACAAGCCGUAUUUCCACGAGGAUGAGAUGAAGUGUGUGAAUCUCUGUGACUGUUAUGAGGAGGAAGAUGGAAAGAUAUAUGAACGGGAGGAGUGUAAAGUAUGUGAAUGCACACCAGAAGGUUUACAGUGCAAGUUUGAUGAUAAAGCAUGCUACUGCAUUUAUGAAGAGAAAAGCUAUAAAUAUGGUGAGGUCAUCUACAACACCACAGAUGGAGCUGGCUGGUGUCUCAGUGCAAUGUGCGACGUCAAUGGAACAAUAAACAGAGAGAUCAACAGAUGUGGCUCUACAACAACCCCCUUCACAUUUUCUACAAGUCGACCCACAACUACUGCUCCAGCACCAGUGACGACUGUGUGUGUGAAGAAGGUGUGCUCCUGGUCGGGCUGGUUCGACUCCACGCAGCCCGGAGACACCGCGGACGGUGGGGAUGAUGAAACCUUGGCAAAUCUCAGAGCUAAAGGGUACAGAGUGUGCAAAAACCCAGACGAAGUUCAGUGCAGAGCCAAAGAACACCCCGACGUGGAGCUCCACCAGCUAAACCAGACAGUAGAAUGCAGUCCCAGCACAGGACUGAAAUGCAACAACGCAGAGCAGGAGGACCAGCAGUGCUACAAUUACGAGGUCCGAGUGUUGUGCUGCAGCUAUGUGCCCUGUUCAGAAACACAAACCACAACCCCGAGAACCACGGGAGCAACCACAACACCUACUGCUGCAGAAACAACAACGCUGACA
This is a messenger RNA of Merops nubicus (carmine bee-eater), 4355 nucleotides long. RefSeq names its product mucin-5B-like. The transcript is spliced from 30 exons. Lineage: Eukaryota; Metazoa; Chordata; Aves; Coraciiformes; Meropidae. The annotation marks the transcript as partial. Gene Ontology annotation, cellular component: extracellular matrix. Gene Ontology annotation, molecular function: protein binding. The record is from RefSeq and is a predicted model, not a curated record.